Messenger RNA from Phyllostomus hastatus (greater spear-nosed bat), 6905 nucleotides. RefSeq names its product shroom family member 3 (gene SHROOM3). Gene Ontology annotation, molecular function: actin filament binding. NCBI's taxonomy places the organism in Eukaryota, Metazoa, Chordata, Mammalia, Chiroptera, Phyllostomidae. Gene Ontology annotation, cellular component: apical junction complex; cortical actin cytoskeleton; apical plasma membrane. Bases 496 to 6276 code for a protein of 1926 amino acids. The transcript has 11 exons. Gene Ontology annotation, biological process: actin filament organization. The record is from RefSeq and is a predicted model, not a curated record.
CUACUUCUGGGGUGAAGGGAGGCUAUUGUAAUGGUAAAUUUCACUCGGAGGAAAAGAAAGGGUUGAUAAUCAAUCAAACACGAGGUAUUCAUUUGAGGUUUUGUAAUUUUCUUACCAUAUUGUAAAACUAUCUUAGUUUUCUCUGUAGAACAUACAGAGGAUGUUUUAUUGUGUAUAUGCGUGAAAUAGCAAUCUCGAGAGUAACGCUAAAAGAAGUUUUCUCUGAUGGAGUGAAGAGAUAUAUACCCUUUGGCGGCGGCUUCAGCGAGAACCCGGAGCUCCAGGCGGAGACUUUACAGAAUUGCCGGAGUGAAAAAUCUUCCUGGGUCAGCAUCUUGGAGUCAAACUGGGAAGAACAUUUUACGUCUGAAAGCCUUCGUUUCUCAAAACCGCUCUUUGGGUCGGAGUAUCCUGAAGGAUGGGAUAAUAGAAGCACCGCUUUCUUGAAUCUGCUUCAGGCAUUUCCAGUUUAACUUGGAGGAUCAUGUGCUUGGCAUGAUGAGAACCACAGAGAACUUCGAGGAGACUGGUGGCGCAGGAAACCCCAACGGGGCUCCCACGGGAAGGUACAUUUAUCUGGAAGCGCUCUUGCAAGGAGGGGCUCCCUGGGGCUUUACUUUGAAAGGUGGCCUGGAGCACGGAGAACCAUUAAUCAUCUCUAAGAUUGAAGAAGGGGGCAAAGCGGACUCCGUGAGCUCCAGACUGCAGGCGGGAGACGAGGUGGUGCACAUCAAUGAGGUGGUGCUGAGCAGCUCCAGGAGAGAGGCUGUUUCCCUGGUGAAGGGAUCCUACAAGACCCUCCGGCUGGUGGUGCGCAGAGAUGCCUGCGCAGACCCGGGCCCUGCAGAUACUGACACCUCUGACUCCUUCAGCUCAGAGCACCGCACCUCUGACCCCCAGCACAGGAAAGCGGCGUGGUCAGGAGGAGCUAAGCUUCGGCUGAAGCACAGGCGCAGCGAACCUGCAGGCCGGCCUCACUCUUGGCAUUCAACCAAACUUGGGGAAAACCAGCCCAAUGCCAGCAUGAUGCAAAUAUCUCAGGGCACGAUUGGCACUCCUUGGCCCCAAAGCUACCAUUCCAGCUCCUCCACAAGUGACCUCUCCAACUAUGACCAUGCUUAUCUGAGGCAGAGUCCUGACCAGUGCAGCUCCCAGGGGAGCAUGGAGAGCCUGGAGCCCAGUGGGGGGUACCCACCCUGCCACCUUCUGUCCCCCGCCAAGUCCACCAGCAGCAUCGACCAGCUCAGCCACCUCCAUAACAAGAGAGACUCGGCUUACAGCUCCUUCUCCACCAGUUCUAGCAUCCUAGAGUAUCCACCCCCUGGCACAUCGGGCCGGGAGCGUUCAGGCUCCAUGGACACCACUUCUGCUCGAGGUGGCCUCCCAGAAGGGAUGAGGCAGGCAGACAUUCGCUAUGUCAAGACAGUCUAUGAUCCCCAGAGGGGAGUCUCAGCAGAGUAUGAGGUGAACUCUUCAGCCCUGCUUCUCCAAGGGAGGGAGGCCCGGGCCACAGCCGACGGUCAGGGCUAUGAUAAAGGGCAUACUGUUCCUCGGGGCAAGGGAGUGCCACCCCCAUCCCGGAGCCAGCAGUGCCCCAGUUCCUCGGAGACUGCCAUUGACAACUUGCCUCCUAAAGUGGGCGCACCUCUGCCCCCCACUCGGAGUGACAGUUAUGCAGCCUUUCGGCAUAGAGAGCGGCCCAGCUCUUGGUCUAGCCUUGAUCAGAAGCGGCUCUGCCGGCCUCAGGCUAACUCUUCUGGCUGUCUGAAAUCUCCCUUCGCAGAGGAACCGCUGCAUACUGUGCUAGAGAAGAGUCCAGAGAGCAGCCCCCCCGUGAAGCCCAAGCAUAAUUACACCCAGAAGGCCCAGCCUGGCCAACCUCUGCUGCCGACGGGCAUCUACCCCGUACCUUCCUUGGAGCCCCACUUUGCCCAGGUGCCCCCACCCUCUGCAAGUAGUAAUGGCACGCUUUACCCUGCACUGGCCAAGGAGAGUGGUUAUGCGACUCCUCGGGGAGCCUGUGACAAGGUGGCCACCCUUGAUGAGAAUGGAAACCAAAAUGUAUCUAGCAGACCUGGGUUUGCCUUCUACCAAGCCCUAGAACAAGACUCUUUGUCCCCAGUGGAGAGACCACCUGAAAUCUCAGCCAAAUGUGUCCCCUACAAAGUCCAUUUCCCUUCCGUGCCUGAACAUGAGGAGGAUACCCCCCUGAAGAAGCACAUCACACCUCUCCAAGGCAACAGCCCAUAUCCUAAUGAGAGAAAGAACACCCACAGCAACAAACCAUCUUCUAAUUACCACAGCCGCCAAUCCCCUCAGGCUCAGGCCUGGCAAGUGGGCGAAGACAAGAGACCUUCCCGGCCCUCGGAGCUUUGGGAGGGUGAUUUCCAAGAAGACCACAAUGCCAACCUCCGGUGGGGGCUGGAGAAAGAAGGCCUAAGCCAGAGCCCAUCAAGCUACUUUGGCAAGACCAAGUCAGCCUUCUCCUCUCUUCAGAACAUUCCUGAGAGUCUAAGGAGGCAAAGCCUGCAGCCAGGAGGGAGAGUCCAGGACAGCUACCUGGAUGGCUGCCCCACCUGUGUAGUCAACACCAAGACAGAGAACCCUGGAAGGAAAGCUGUUCCAGAUCACAGGAGCCAUCUGGACAGGCCAGUUUCCUAUCCAAGGCCUGAGGGCAGAGUCAGUGCUCUGGGCUCUUUCCACCUUUCAGACCCAAGGUAUGAGGAGCCGCUCUCCCCACCCCACCAGCAGACGUCCAGUCUGGGCCGCAGGAGGCUCAGCUCCAGCAGCACCUCAGCUCUGCAGGGCGUUCAGUACGGGAAGCCCCACUGCUCCGUGCUGGAGAAGGUUUCCAAGAUUGAGCAGAGAGAGCAAGGGCGCCAGAGACCCCCAAGUGUGGGCAGCUCCAUUCAUGGCUGUAACUACAGACCCAGCAAGAUAGUCUCAACUUCUAGUACUUCUAGGAAUGACUUCGAGGAGACAAAAGCCAAUAUCCAUUUUUCCGAAUCCACCGAACCCCUAGGCAAUGGGGAACCCCACUUCAAAAACGGGGAGCCAAAGUUGGAAGAGAUUUCCUGGCAGCCUCGUGGUCAACAGUUGAAGAGGGGUGCCGAUGGCAGCCGAGGCUCCCCACUCCGAGGCGGUGAGCCCCCAAGCAGGGACACUCGCCUGCUCCGCAGCCAGAGCACCUUUCAGCUCUUCAGCGAGGCCGAGGAGGAUGCCAAGUGGAGGGACAACAGGCCGAGCACCCCCGAAUCGCCAGUGCUGGAUGCCCCCUUCAGCCACGCCUACCGGAACUACAUCAAAGACGCGCAGUCCCGAGUGCUGCGGGCCACCUCCUUCCGACGCCGAGACCUCGAGCCUGGGGCUGCUGGGGCCUCCAGGCCCUGGCGCCCACGACCAGCCUCGGCCCACAUGGGACUGCGGAGCCCAGAGGCCCCCGCAUCCGCCUCCCCGCACACCCCACGGGAGCGGCACAGCGUGACCCCCGCUGAGGGCGACCUAGCCCGGCCAGCGCCCCCUGUUGCCCGAAGGGGACCACGCCGACGCCUGAACCCCGAGCAGAAGAAGCGCUCCUACUCAGAGCCUGAGAAGAUGAACGAGGUGGGGGUCUCAGAAGAAGCCGAGCCGGCGCCUCUGGGUCCGCAGCGCAAGGGGCUGCGUUUCCCGGAGAGCUCGGUGGCUGACCGGCGCCGCAUCUUUGAGCGGGACGGCAAGGCCUGCUCCACGCUCAGCCUGUCCGGGCCUGAGCUGAAGCAGUUCCAGCAGAGCGCACUGGCCGACUACAUCCAGCGCAAGACCGGCCAGCGCCCCGCCUCUGCCACCUCUGCCACCGGGGGCGGCCUCCAGGAGCCGGGGCCGCCAUGGGAGCGAGCGCAGGGCGCCUACCUCCAGCCCGGUCCCGCAGCGCCCGAAAGCCCAGGGCUCACCUCGGCCUCCAGCCUCUGCUCACUGCGGGAGCCAAGCCUGCAGCCCCGCAGGGAGGCCCCCCUACAGCCACCUUCAGGAGGCAGUGGGUCCCCUCCACGUGGGUCCCGGGAUCGCAGUAGCUCCUUCGCUGGCGGCCGCCUCCUCGCAGAAAGGCGACGUGGGGACCAAGCCCCGAGGGAGCUGCUUUGUGAAGCUAACAGCGGUGGACCAAAGGGCGCCCAGAAGGUGGACAGGACCCCUGGGGAGCCCUCCUCGUGGGGCGCUGCCGCCAGAAGGGCCGGCAAGUCCAUGUCUGCUGAGGACCUGCUGGAGCGCUCAGAUUUCCUCGUGGUCCCUGUCCACGUGAGGUCACGGUCAUCGCCCACCACACACAAAAAGCUCCAGGAUAUGCUUUUGGGAGAAAACAAUGGCUUUAAUCUUGUGAAGGAUCCGUGUCACUUAGCUGGCCCUCGAUCCAGCUCCUGCGCACAGGCUGCCGGCGAUCAGCCCUACACCCCAGCAGUGACUCACAGAAGCAAUGGCCACAGCCUGGCCCAGCCUCCCAGUCCCAGAGGCCAUGAGCCCCGCAGCCCAGAGCAUGGGGUCGAAGACGGGAUGAGGAAGUGGCCUCCCCCACCCCGGGUGAAGUGGGCCCGCGCUGUCAGAGAGAACAGCCUCCCCGAGGAAUCCCCCUCCCUCGAGGUUGCAAACCUGAAGCACUACAGAAAACAGCAGAAUCUUCCGAGUUCAAGCAGCACUUCUGACCCAGACACACCUCUUGGGGUCCCAAGCACUCCAGGGAGGAUCUCUCUCCGAAUAUCUGAGUCAGCCCUGCAGGCCUCCCCACCGCCACGGGAGGACUGUGACGACGAAGUGUUUGUGAAGGACGUGCACCCCCGUGCCACUUCCAGCCCCACAUUUGAAGCUCUUCCCCCACCCCCACCCCCACCCCCUCCACUGAGCCAGGAAAGCCUGGUGAGUAGCUCCGAUGACUUUCCUCCACCUCCUCCCCAAGCUCUGUGUGAGGCGCAGCUGGACAGUGAGGAUUACAAGGAGCUCCACACCAGCUCCAGCAAAUCUGCCAGUGUGACAGUUGCCAAGGAAAGUCGCAUGUCUGGUGCAGCCCAUUUGGUUGGUAGUCAAAUACUAGCUUCCAGGUGCCAAACUUCUAUCCAGGGUUCAGAGGCCAAUGAGACCAGCCCGCUGCCCACCACGGGGGCUCUGCCCCACCAUGCCGGGCCCCUUGCCUGGCAGCCAAGCCCAGGAAAGCCACCUCCCAUCCUGACCCAAGGCCCCAUCCAUGACACAAUCAGUGGGGCUCAGGAUUUAGAAAAGAGUGUCACUUCUGGUCCUCAGAAGACCUCAGAAGACCUCAGAACACAGGCUCUGGCCAAGGAAAUUGUCCAUCAAGACAAGUCCCUGGCAGACAUUUUGGAUCCAGACUCCAGACUGAAGACAACUAUGGACCUGAUGGAAGGCUUGUUUCCUCGGGACGUGAGCUCGCUGCAGGAACACAGCGUGAAGAGGAGGGCCUUGCCGAGAACUGUCAGCUGCCCGGGACCUGAAGGCAAGAGGAGUGAAGAUAAGGAAGCAGUGGGCAUAUUGAUCAACUGCCCUGCCUACUACAGCAUGUCUGCUCCCAAGGCUGAACUGCUGAACAAAAUCAAAGACAUGCCAGAAGAGGUGAAUGAGGAAGAGGAGCAGGUGGAUGUCAACGAAAAGAAGGCCGAGCUGAUUGGAAGCCUCACCCACAAGCUUGAGACUCUCCAGGAAGCGAAGGGGAGUCUGCUAAUGGACAUCAAGCUCAAUAACGCCUUGGGAGAAGAGGUGGAGGCUUUGAUCAGUGAGCUGUGCAAGCCCAAUGAGUUUGACAAAUACAAGAUGUUCAUCGGGGACUUGGACAAGGUGGUAAACCUGCUGCUGUCCCUGUCAGGGCGCCUGGCCCGUGUGGAGAACGUCCUUAGUGGCCUCAGUGAAGAUGCCAGUAAGGAAGAAAGGAGCUUGCUCAAUGAGAAGAGGAAGGUCCUGGCAGGGCAGCAUGAGGAUGCCCGGGAGCUCAAGGAGAACCUGGACCGAAGGGAACGCCUGGUGUUGGACAUCCUGGCCAAUUACCUCUCAGAGGAACAACUCCAGGAUUACCAGCAUUUUGUGAAAAUGAAGUCAACUCUCCUCAUUGAGCAGCGGAAGCUAGAUGACAAGAUCAAACUGGGCCAGGAGCAAGUCAAGUGCCUGCUGGAGAGUCUCCCCUCGGAUUUCGUUCCCAAGGCGGGGGCCCUGGCUCUGCCCCCGGACCUCACAAGUGAAACGGCUCCUGUUGGGGGGUGCGCUUUCCGUGGUAUUCCCCCGGCGUUAACCUCUCCACUUUAACCUCUCCUCAAACACCCAACCGAAAGAUCGCCCCUUCUUUCCACUUUAUUUAAUCUGAAAAACGUUUCAGCACAAACCACUGUUUAAACUCUAUGGGUUUGGUGGGGGGUGGGGGGGAGGCAGUUUCUUGGUAAAAGGAAAAGAUUCUAUCCAGGAAAGAACCUGUUUUUUUCCUUCUCACCCUUCAUGGUUGAUCUUCUGAGAGCUUGAAUGCUGCUGGGAACUCACCCCUUUCUAUUAUUACUUUGUAAUAGAAAGAAAAUUGAUGAAACAAAACUGACAGGAGGGUGUUUGAUUAGUUUUCUACAGGCUGAGGCAACAGAGACCAGUGUGUGUCACCCUCAGGAAUGGACCCACAGUGGCCUUCCUGCUGUGGCCGGUGUGUCCUGACAACAGGUACAAGGACUCAUUAACGAAGGGUCUGCAAUUUAAAGCCUUAAAGAGACACAUGCAGAAGAAAACUGUAAAACCCUAGACGUUGUUAUUAUUUAUAUUUUUAAAAGUGAAAAAGAUCAUUAUGUUUGUGUGCUAACCACUCAUUUGAUUCUGUUUUGUGGGGGAUGUAGACAAUUAUGUUUGAGCUUUGUAUUUUGUGAAAAAUCUUAAUGAAAUGAAGAAUUCCAAAGAUA